Messenger RNA from Phytomonas sp. Hart1, 1500 nucleotides. The record is from the annotation of a GenBank genome assembly. NCBI's taxonomy places the organism in Eukaryota, Euglenozoa, Kinetoplastea, Trypanosomatida, Trypanosomatidae.
AUGGCGGUUUUCGACCCGAGUCGCAUGGAUCGAAAUGAAACCCCAACGGAACCGACCGCGAUACCAGCUGGUAUGGCACCCGAAAGUUCCUCGAUUACGCGACAAAGUCUUCACAUUGAACAGGCUAACGGCACGGAAGGGACGGAUGGCUUGCCAAAAUGGUUAAGUCAAAUGAUGGCGACCGCACCCUCUGCGAGGCUAUCAUGUUUGGCGCUGAGGUUCAUACAGAGGGCAUUCCAGUCAGAGGCCUUGCAUAAAGGUCACCUUUUUGCCUGCCGGCGAGCUAUCCUACAAGAUAAACUCAAAGAAGUGUCCAUGGAAUGCUCCUCUGAGGAGCAAACCGCACAAUUGACGGACAACGAAAAUGAACACCGGGCGGACGUGUUGUCGGGUCUUCAGGAGGAGGAUGGGGAGUCAUUGGAUGCGCUAGACCCCAGUGCGCUCGCUGUCGAGAAACCUCACAGCCAAAGCGAAGCAGCCGUCGAUCCUCAUGACUUGCGGCAUCAAUUGCGUGAGCUAGCGAUGGAGGAAGCGACUUAUGAGGCAGCCCUUCGUACCAAGUUGGAGCUUACGGAUCGUUUACUAAACAUCGACCGAUAUCCACAUGGUUCUUGUCAUGCCACUGGCGAAGCGGUCAAUCGCGACGCGAUCGAUACAAUGGAUUGUAGAGGAAAUGACCGCAUCCACGUCGAAAAUGGUGUGCGCUCUGAUAGUCCCUCCCAACUGCGAAUCGGAAAUAAUGAGCCAGGGGAAUCGCUACGCGAAGGUGGGUUUGUGCAGGAAAGUGCUGUGGAUUCGGCAGCACAGCACCCCCCCCCUCAAUGUUGUGAUGACGCCACUGCGGCGGUCCUGAAUGGUAAGGAGUCGUCUCGAUUUAUCAAAGAGAGCACGAGCAUGUUGAAAGGCGAUGGGCUUCUGGGCCGUCAAGGCAAUGCGUUUGAGAUUAUCCAACUUGAACCCGAAGAGCUCACCGAUGACGAUCCAGUUUUACGCCAUUCACCGAAUACUCCUACCUUUGACCACCCGAAUAAUGGAUCGGAUCGACGGCAAGAGCUCAGGUGGUUUCAAAGAGAAAUCCAGCGCUACCUGUGGCCCUCAGGUCUAGAACAACGCAUUAGGCACAGUUUGCACGGUUAUGUGCGCCCCUCCCUCCGGAGUUGGCGUCCUAACGUUGCGCGAACCGGGGCUUCGACCGUUCCUGGACAAUCCCAAUUCGACAUGGCGAUCCCACCAGAGGAGUUGGCGACCCAUACUGCGAUGAACGCACCCUUUGGAGAUAGCCCGUAUCGCGAACGCGUGAAGUGUGAGGCCAGCAUGCAAAAAGGGUCUAUGGGCGUUCCUCCCCAACUUUUGCCAAUCCAUACAAGUGAAGUGGACAGCCCCCUCUCAAAGGCGUCGUACAUAGUGCCAAAACUCCCGUGGAGGGGCACGCGGGGGAUACUCUUGGUUCGGGGGGCCGGAGACUUCAUGGCGUCCGAGGUGGCUUUCUCGACGUUCUGA